AUGUCACAGCUGUUCAUGGAUAUUAUCAUGAACUUUUCUGAUAAAAUCCUCAGCGGUGUGGGUAAAAUCAUCGCCCAGAAACAGUUUUCGCCAAGUGAUGCUUUGCUCUCAGAAGAUGCCGUGAAAGACGCCCUGAACGCUGUCCUCCGAACCAGCUUUAAGACCAGUUCUGCUGAUGAGUAUUAUGCACUUGAGAAGGUCCAUGAGCAGAUAAGCGCAGAGGUGACCGACACUGUCAACUCGGUUCUGAGUCGCAUGGGAUCUCCUGGAAGCAAACUGACGGUAGACAAAGAACAAGGCUACACCCCGUCCAGAUACAAUCUCCUCAGUAUUGUCUCCAAUGCCCAGAAAUUCAUGCAAUGCUGUUGGCCAUGCAGGACAAAUAUUCCAGGUGAGGAGAAGCCAGUGGACAAAGAGCUACAAGAGAGGGCCAAACAUCUAAAAGUCAGAAAUGAACUCCGACGGAACGGGCUGGGAGUGGCCGAAUCUGUGGAGACUGCAAACCUGUCUCAGCACGGUGCCUCUGGGAUUUCGAGUUUUGUUACAGAGAUCAAACCCAGAUCCGACUCUGCAACCAGUGAGACACAAGAAACACAAGUGGAAGAGGAGUCCUGCUUUAACUAG
Messenger RNA from Knipowitschia caucasica, 624 nucleotides. The record is from the annotation of a GenBank genome assembly. Lineage: Eukaryota; Metazoa; Chordata; Actinopteri; Gobiiformes; Gobiidae.